AUGAAGGGAUGUGUAUUCUUUGUUGCGGCGACAUCCGUGUUCAGGGUAUCAACCCCCGUUGUUGCCCUUGGCGACCUUCAGCUAGCUGGAGCAAUUUCACGUCUCUUCGGCCUAGGUUCGCGAGACGACGCCGCCGCUCCAAACAUAGAAGGAGAUAUUCUCGGACGAUUCCUUCAGACAGGAGAUACUGAGUCUCACAGUGCAGUUCCUGACGCAGCCAUUGAUGCCGAUGAUGACCUUCGAGCUCAGUUUGAGAUCCUGAACACGGAUAGAUAUGAUCAUCUGCUUCUCGCCGCGCAGAAGAAAAGAAAAGUGGCCGAGCAACUUCGUGCUGCAGCUGAUAGAGCACAGGCUGCAGUCGUACCGUCUACAGAUCGCGAGAGGCAGAGAGAAAGCGAGGAAAGUUCUGCUGAGGCUGCCUUCGAUCGAACUCAAGCGGAUAUGACGGAGCGACAAGCGGAAUUGCUGGACGCUGAAGCACGCGAAGUCAAGCGUCUAAUAGAAGCUGUAAAGGUUGAGGCCGAGAAGCCUUCAGAGGCCCCAACUGCAGGUGACUGA
Messenger RNA from Neospora caninum, 558 nucleotides. RefSeq lists its product as hypothetical. The record is from RefSeq and is a predicted model, not a curated record. The transcript is spliced from 6 exons. The coding region runs from base 1 to 558 and encodes 185 amino acids. NCBI's taxonomy places the organism in Eukaryota, Apicomplexa, Conoidasida, Eucoccidiorida, Sarcocystidae.